Aspergillus niger is the source of this 270-nucleotide messenger RNA. RefSeq lists its product as hypothetical. The coding region runs from base 1 to 270 and encodes 89 amino acids. The record is from RefSeq and is a predicted model, not a curated record. Lineage: Eukaryota; Fungi; Ascomycota; Eurotiomycetes; Eurotiales; Aspergillaceae. The transcript has 3 exons.
AUGUGGAUGCUUGACAUGAGCUGGGUUAGGGUGGUGUCUGGUAUCUGUGACUGUAAUACAGAGUGUAUUGUCUCUUUGUAUGUAUCUCAAUGCCAACCAAGCAAGAGAUUAACAAACACAACUAAGCACGUCGCUAUACGGAAAUCUGCUAAUCUCACAUCAGCGGGCGAGACGUUAGCUGGAGCUGCAGCAGAGCUCGAUCCUGCCGAAACUACACUUUUACCAAAGUGCCAACAAUCUCCGAACACGAAAGCUUCAGCCUCAGGAUGA